AUGCGCAAAUCCUUCGGAGGGCCGAAACUGCCUGCAGAAUUGAGGAACCAGCUUGGGGAUCCAGCAAACAACAAGCGACGGAAUGGUUCGCGCAACGGACCGCCGAAUCGCAAAGACAAGCGCAAGGCCGACCGUGUAGAGAAGAAGCGUCAGAACAAGCAGGUCAGGAAGCCAGCGCCGACUCACCCACAUAAUGGCAGAGGACCGCGCCAAGGACCAGAGUCGGACGAGGAGGAGGAAGAGGAGAUAGACUGGGACAAUAUCGAAUCAGACGCCACACCACCACCGAUAGAGAAGAAGGAACCUCAAAAGCCUCUGAAGGGCAUUCUCAAAGCGAAGCCACAACAGAAAGAGGAGGCCUCGCCACCACCGGCAAAACUAUCGCGCGCAGCACGAGACAAACUCGCCCAGGAUGACGCUGAAAUCGCUGCACUCGAGAAGAGAUUGGGCGUAAAGGGAAAGAAAAAAUCAAAAGGGGCUGACGAUGGUUUGGAUGAUAUCUUCGGCGACCUUGGAGACUUUAGCGACGAAGAAGCUGUACAGCCUGCAAAACGGAAACGGAAAGAGGACGACGAUUGGCUCGCAAGCAAGAGACGGAAAGCUCUGGGCCAAGAAUCCAGCGAGGAAGAAGACAGUGCGAUGGAGGAUGGGGAUUCCGAUUCCGAUCUGGAUUUAGAAGACACUGGCUUUGACGAUGAGGAUGAAGACGAGACAGACGACGAGGAUGGUGACCUAGGGUCCGAGGACGAGACCAUGGAGGACGAGGAACCGGAACGACCACGAGUACGAGAGAACCCGUAUGUUGCACCUAUAGCGCCCGAUGCUCAGCCGACCAAGUAUAUACCACCCGCACUGAGGGCACCACCUUCGUCAGACACAGAAGCCUUGAUGCGUCUCAAAAGGCAGAUACAAGGUCUCUUCAACAGACUCUCAGAAGCCAACAUACUCUCUAUCCUCAAGGAAAUUGAGGCCAUAUAUCAGAACAAUCCCCGCGGGUACGUCAACAACACGCUUGUUGACUUGCUCAUUGGCAUGUUAUCAGACCCGACCGCUCUCCUAGAUACCUUCUUGAACUUGCAUGCCGGUUUCAUCGCUGCAAUAUACAAGGUUAUUGGACCUGACUUCGGGGCUCAAAUUGUAGAACGUAUUGUCGCGGAAUUCGACCAGCACUAUCAACCUAACAAGGACGGUCACGGGAAGCAGACGUCGAACUUGACAUCGGUAGUAGCGGAGCUAUAUACAUACCAGGUCAUUGGUAGUAACAUCGUCUUCGACUAUAUCCGGGUUUUCCUCGACGAACUCACGGAGAUCAACACCGAGCUAUUGCUGAGGAUAGUCAAAGCAGCAGGCCCGCAAUUACGACAGGAUGAUCCUACUUCACUAAAAGAUAUUGUCGUUCUACUACAGAAAUCCGUAGCGAAGGUUGGCCAAAGUAAUUUGCCAGUCAGGACAAAGUUUAUGAUCGAGACGAUCAACGACUUGAAGAACAACAAGAUGAAGACUGGCAUAGCUUCUUCUGCACUUUCUAGAGAGCAUACAACACGUAUGAAGAAGCAGUUAGGCACACUAAAUUCACGUAAUCUCAAGGCGACCGAACCACUACGCGUUGGUCUCAAGGAUAUCAAAGACACAGAAAAGAGAGGAAAGUGGUGGCUAGUAGGAGCAAGUUGGCGAAACGAGCCAGGCAAUGAGGAGCCUGAGGAGGAGAAACAAGCCGCUCGAACCACAGCGCAAAUCGACAACGAGGACGACGACAGCGAAGUUGACCUUGUGCAGCUUGCCCGUGAGCAUCGUAUGAACACAGACAUCCGACGCGCCAUCUUCAUUUCCAUCAUGUCCGCCAGCGACUUCAAAGACGCACAAAUACGGUUGAACAAGCUUAACCUCAAGAAGGCCCAAGAGGCAGAGAUACCGCGUGUUAUCGUACAUUGUGCGGGAGCUGAGAAGACCUACAAUCCGUAUUAUACCGUACUCGCCCGCAAGAUCUGCUCUGACCACAAGACACGGAAAAGCUUUCAAUUCGCGCUCUGGGACAUCUUCAAGGGUCUUGGGGAGAAACAAGAUGGUGCAGAUGAAUCCGACGAUGAAGAAGACGAAGCAAGCAGCGAUACGUCUCUGCGGAAGCUCGUAAACCAAGGCACGCUUUACGGCACGCUGAUCGGUCGAAAAGCCAUGCCCAUUACCAGUCUGAAGAAUCUCAACUUCCCAUACUUACAGCCCAAGACAAAAACUUUUGUCGAAGUCUUGCUCGUUACUACCAUCUUGGAAGCGCUGAAGACUUCAAAGAGUAAGGAUAAGCGAGACGAGCGGGUGGUACGCGAAGUCUUUGUAGAGGUUGAUCAAGCUCCGGAGAUGAUUGCCGGGUUACAGUUCUUCUUGAAGAAGACGGUGAGUAAGACGGAGAUUGUGGACAAGUCCGAAAAAGAGACUGUCCGGUGGGCUUGCAAAUCGAUUAUGGAUAUGCUCACGAGGAUUCUGGCCACGACCACGAUGCAGGAAGACUGA
Pyrenophora tritici-repentis Pt-1C-BFP is the source of this 2505-nucleotide messenger RNA. RefSeq lists its product as uncharacterized. The record is from RefSeq and is a predicted model, not a curated record. Lineage: Eukaryota; Fungi; Ascomycota; Dothideomycetes; Pleosporales; Pleosporaceae. Gene Ontology annotation, cellular component: nucleolus. Gene Ontology annotation, molecular function: protein binding; RNA binding. Gene Ontology annotation, biological process: ribosomal small subunit biogenesis.